Molecule: messenger RNA, 2119 nt
Organism: Habropoda laboriosa
Lineage: Eukaryota; Metazoa; Arthropoda; Insecta; Hymenoptera; Apidae
Product: F-box/LRR-repeat protein 2-like
Exons: 6
Coding region: 1-2118 (705 amino acids)
Biological process (GO): SCF-dependent proteasomal ubiquitin-dependent protein catabolic process
Cellular component (GO): SCF ubiquitin ligase complex
Molecular function (GO): protein binding
Source: RefSeq, a predicted model, not a curated record
AUGGCGAUAAUGUCUGGUAACAAAACUCGUAUGAGUAACAUGAUAGAAACGGAUACCGUUCAAUUACCUAUAGAUGUAAUAAUACAUAUAUUGUCCUAUCUGUCUACAUCUGAUAGGAUGUCAGCAGGUCUAGUCAAUCGAACAUGGCGUGAAGCUUCUCUAGCAAUGAAAUUUCUGGAUCAAGAAGCACUGGUUCUUGGUAGACCACGUGCCGAUAAUUUAAACCAAGUGAUAAAAAUUUUGCAACAUUCUAUAAGACCUUUCUAUCACUUUGUUUUUAGAGAAGUGGAAUUGAAGAGAAACAUGCCUAUUUGGGAUCAGUAUGGACCUCACAUGAAGAGUCUUAUAUUGUUGUGUUGUGAUCUAAGUGAAAAAACACUUGUAGAAGUAUUUAAAUGCUGCAAGUCUUUAAAAGUAUUACACAUUCAUGGUUGUAGAGAGUGCCUGAUGUCUGGCAGGCUUUUAGAAGAUGAAAAUGACAAGAAAGAGCUCUCUGAAACAUUUAAAAAUCUCCAAGAACUUAGUCUUGGGUGUAAUCGUUUUUUGAGUGAUGCUCUUUUCAACAGACUAGUUUCUAUUUGCCCAAGCUUAGAAUCUUUAAGUCUCAUGGGCUGUCAGAUAUCUUUUCAUUAUGGAUUGUAUAAAAAGUUCUAUCCUCAAAACUUAACUUUAACAGAAGCUUCAAAUUCGGUAUUUACUUUUUUAAAUACAUUACACUAUCUGAGACAACAAGCGUACAAGUUGAAACACCUGAAUUUUGGCUACACUUUGAUCGAUGGGACUGCUUUAGCUACAUUAUCAGCCUUGGAAGACUUGAAACUCGAAUCUUUAAUGCUGCAAGGCUGUUAUCAAUUAACCACAGAGGGUAUCAAAGGAUUGGCACAGCAUCAAAUUUAUUUGAAAGUCCUUGACAUUAGUUUUUGCGUGCGAAUUACGGACGCCAGUUUACUUCAUAUUUGUAAAAAUUUGACGAAACUGGAAACGCUCAGAAUAAGAAGAUGUCGUGCAGUAACCGAUAUGGGUAUACUGUAUAUUCAAUCUCUAAAACAUUUGAAAGAACUUGAUAUCUCGGAGGACGAACAACUCACCGGAGAUUGCAUUAUUCAUGGCUUAUGUUCUAGUCAUGGCUAUUGUAACAUAGAUGACAGUAGCAUAGUACAAGACAUUGAUCCUGAAAACAUCAAUUUUGGUUUACCAGAAAAGAAUUAUAUCGUAAAGAAAACGAUAAGAAAAGAGAAAAUGCAGAUAUUGUCGGCAAGUGCAUUGCAUCUUCAUGAAGAAUCAGUUGAAUGCAUAUCUAAGUCCUUUCCUAAUUUAAGAUAUCUUGAACUUAGCUCCUGUUUUAACGGUGUCACCGAUAAAACGAUACAGAUGAUAUUCAAGGAGCUUGUACAUUUGCAUACAUUAAAAAUAAGCCAUUGCGUUGAUGUCAGUGAUGCUGGCUUAACGGGUAUGAGUGCUGGUAACCAUGAGCAUGUCGAAAAAAUAGAAAUCGGUUUACGCUCAAGAGCAGAAGAAGAAAUAGUACGCGACGCUGAUCGAAAGCGUGAAAUCAUGAAACUUUGUGAAAACGUGGCUAUUAAGCCUUCGAAUACGUUUUCCGGAUUCUCUAUGUUGAGGCUCAAAUGCCUCCGAGAACUUGAUCUUUCUGGAUGCAAUAAAAUUACCGAUGUCAGUUUAAAGCAUUCAUUCGCUUUUCCAGAAUUGAAAAUAUUAAACUUAAGCCAAUGUCAACAGAUUACACACGUUGGAUUGGAUUACUUGUCUAAAAAUAAUCCAGCGAUCGAAGACUUGUAUUUAAAUCAGUGUCACAAUAUAUCUGACAUUGGUAUAUCAUAUGUUGCACAAAGAUUACAUAGAUUAAAACGACUUCUCAUACAGGGAUGUUCACAACUUACAGAUCAUACUCUUGAAUCUAUUACAUUGUACUGUAAAAGUCUGUAUUAUCUGGACACACGUUAUUGUCGAGGAAUGACGUUGGCUGGUAUUGCUAGUUUGACACAUUUGUAUGUCGAUUGGCUGAAACACUUGGACGAUAUCGUUACUUCGGAAUAUGAAAUACCUCCACCUGCUCCGCCCUUGCCACCGCUUGUUCCAUCAUUACCAUCUUUACCAUAGA